AUGGGGAACAUCUCCUCCAACAUCUCCGCCUUCCAGUCCCUGCACAUCGUCAUGCUGGGCCUGGACUCGGCGGGGAAGACCACGGUGCUCUACCGGUUGAAGUUCAACGAGUUCGUCAACACCGUGCCCACCAUCGGCUUCAACACGGAGAAGAUCCGGCUGAGCAACGGGACGGCCAAGGGCAUCAGCUGCCACUUUUGGGACGUGGGUGGUCAGGAGAAGCUGCGCCCGCUCUGGAAGUCCUACAGCCGCUGCACCGAUGGCAUCAUCUACGUGGUGGACUCAGUGGACGUGGACCGGCUGGAGGAGGCCAAAACAGAGCUGCACAAGGUGACCAAGUUCGCCGAGAACCAGGGCACCCCGCUGCUGGUCAUCGCCAACAAGCAGGACCUGCCCAAGUCCCUGCCGGUGGCCGAGAUCGAGAAGCAGCUGGCCCUCCACGAGCUGACCCCUUCCACCACCUACCACAUCCAGCCCGCCUGCGCCAUCAUCGGCGAGGGGCUCACGGAGGGCAUGGACAAGCUCUACGAGAUGAUCCUGAAGCGGAGGAAGUCCCUCAAGCAGAAGAAGAAGCGGUAGAAGCCCCGCAGACACGGGGAGGGAUGGGGAAGCAGACAAAGGAACCGAGGGGGAGAGAGAACCAAAGCGAUUCUUUUUGGUUUAAUUGUUAUUAUUAUUAUUUUUUUUCCUCCUUUUUUUUUUUUUUGUUUUUCUUCCUUCCUUUCCAAAUGAAAAGACAAUAGUGGUGAUGAUAACAAAGCCGCUCCUGCCAGCCAAGCCCAGAUCCCGGCUGCGGGUGAGAGCCGGGAUCUCCCCUCUCCCACCGCCCCUUUCCAUGGAUCACCGUGCUCCCAAGGGCCGGAUCCGGACC
Molecule: messenger RNA, 871 nt
Organism: Gymnogyps californianus (California condor)
Lineage: Eukaryota; Metazoa; Chordata; Aves; Accipitriformes; Cathartidae
Gene: ARL4C
Product: ADP ribosylation factor like GTPase 4C
Exons: 1
Coding region: 1-579 (192 amino acids)
Biological process (GO): endocytic recycling; intracellular protein transport
Cellular component (GO): cytoplasm
Molecular function (GO): GTP binding; GTPase activity
Source: RefSeq, a predicted model, not a curated record